AUGAUAGCUCAACUGGCAAGUACCGAUCAAAGCUUUAUUGAAGCCUGGCUGUCCGUUCUAGUCUCUUCUGGGGCAUGUAUUGUGGGUGCUUCGAUUGUAUUUGUGGACAACUUUUGGCCGGCCUCGCACCCAUCUGUUCUUAAUAACCCCAGUUUUCUGUCGGCUGCUUUGGCAUUAGCCUCGGGUGUUCUCUUGUUUUCUUCUCUGUCAACCUUACUGCCGGCCUCUCGUGCUCAUCUCAAGAAUGAUUUUUUUGUGUACGCGAGUUAUUUCCUAGGUGUCUGCCUGACCUUGACACUUACGUACGUCAUUCAGUUUAUUGCACCGGAUGCAAUUCAUUCUUGCCAUGGUGAGACAGACAGCAAGGCUAAUGAGGAAACUGGUCUGAAUGGAUCGCAUUCGAACACAAGAACUAAGAGCCAAAAGAUAAAGUCAGGUGGCACUUAUGGAAUAAUGACGACUGAGAUUAUAUCACAGCAACAAGAGCGAGAAGAAGAAGAAGAAGAAGAAGAAGAAGAAGAAGAAGAAGAAGAUGAACAAAAGAUGGCGCGUGAAUAUUUUACAACUGGGAUACAAACAGCUACGGCUAUUGUGGUGCACAAGUUUCCAGAGGGGUUGAUUAUGUUUGUAUCUAGUCAAGCAUCUCCUCAACUGGGGUUGAAUGUUGCGAUUGCGGUCUGUAUUCAUAAUCUGAUCGAGGGGUUUAUGAUUGCCUUGCCUCUCUAUCUUGCCACCCAAUCUCGCCGGUCUGCAUUCGGAUAUGCAGCACUCUUGGGUGGACUAUCACAACCGAUCGGAGCACUGGUGGGAAUGAUGGCCAUCCAUGGUGUGAAUGAGGAAAAGGAAGAUUGUGUUUUUGGGAUAAUUUUUGGGGUUGUGAGUGGGAUGAUGUCGUUUAUUGCAGUUCAAAGUAUGCUGCCACAGGCUAUCAAACUAGACACAGAUCACCGUUUUGUUGCGCCUUUUUUCUUUAUCGGUAUCUUUUUGAUCGGUUUAGCUUCGUUGCUCAAGACAGCAUCAACACCAGCAGCGGGAUGA
Molecule: messenger RNA, 1038 nt
Organism: Phycomyces blakesleeanus NRRL 1555(-)
Lineage: Eukaryota; Fungi; Mucoromycota; Mucoromycetes; Mucorales; Phycomycetaceae
Exons: 3
Coding region: 1-1038 (345 amino acids)
Biological process (GO): zinc ion transmembrane transport
Cellular component (GO): membrane
Molecular function (GO): zinc ion transmembrane transporter activity
Source: RefSeq, a predicted model, not a curated record